AAUUGACUGGUUGUAACUUAUUUGAACCCCUGCUUAUCGUUUAGACGGUGUUUAGGUUGGUUUCUAAGAUGUAAGGCAUGUGUUGAACUGAACCUGUUGGACGACUGUAGUGUCACUUCCAGAUUUCUGUUAAAGCACGUUCGUGGGCAUCUUAACUGGUCUGUUUCUUGUAUCGGUGUACCAACUAGCCAGGUGGCUUUCACAUUGUUGGUAAUGGAAUAGCUUUCGCCUUACUGGCUUUUGUGGCUAGAGGCAGUCGGACACCAGUUAACCUCACCCGGUUUUCAUCCUAUGUACAAAUGGAGUGAAUAUAUGAUGGUGUUCUGGUAUUCCCUGAACCUUGAUAUAUUUUCCUCAAGGCUCAGAGAACAUUAUCCUCAUCCUUAACUGUAUAUCAUUCCGAGCUUGUGAAAGUUGAUAUCCUAACCACAAUCCAAAGUUAACAUUCUUCCAACCUUUCUUGUCCUUACCCAAUCGAUGAGAGGCAAAGCUCGUUCAAAGAGACGUGCUUCUACUGAGUGUCCUGACUUAGUACCAGAAGAAAGGAUUUUUGCUAACCCAUCGGCUUUGAGUCCCCAUCUACUCUGUCCAAUAUGUCAAGAGGUAUUCACUCAUCCUCAACGUGCUCCUUGUGGUCAUAGUUUCUGCAAAAGAUGCAUCGAACUUUGGAUUGAAAAUGCUUCCAUCUGUCCAAUCGAUCGCAAGCCUAUCACCUCAGGAUCGAUGCAUCAUGACUUCAUUCUGGAAAAUAUAAUAGGUGAUUAUAUGGUUGCAUGUCCAUUUCGUGCUCUUGGAUGUGGGUUUAUCGGUCGUUUAUGUUUGCUACCCAGUCAUAAAAAAUCAUGUUCUUUGAAUCCAAAUGAAAUGCCUCCAGUUUUGCGUAAUCAUGCAAUAUCUUCUUUAAAAGAGGGAAACAGCAAUCUUCAAAAUCCUGAGCUGUUAUAUAAACGUCGUGUCGCAGAUCGAACAUAUAGUUCUAUGGCUAGAACAGAAACAGACACUGAAACAAGUAGUGAAAUUGCUGGUUCGAGUAGUCAAGAAAUUGGUAUUCAAGAGGAUGAUGCUAGUAGGAGACUUAAUGAAGAAAACGGGGAGCAAACACCUGGACAUACGGAUGAUAAUGAGGUAGAACUCCUGCUACUCCAAUACCUAGUCUCAUAUAUAGAAUGUAUAUGAAAGGAGAUGAAAAAAGACGGGAAUUAUUGUGCAAAUUUUUAGAAAGCAGAAAUACCUCACCCUGCACUCGCAGUACUACUAAAAAGAACCAUCGCAGAACAAGAGAGCCGGACGUAACACUUCAAGCCUUCCAUCAAUAAAUUCUAUGUAAAUGAAGGACGUAGUUAUCGAAAUACUCAUGUGACAACCCCAAACUGAUUUACUUGGGAAAGUCUUCCCACGUCAACGUAAUUUUCCCUUAAAAUGUAUUCUAAGCACAUCUUCCAUUAAUUCAUUUUCUAAAAAUUAAAAUAUGCUGACAAUUCUCAGCAUC
This is a messenger RNA of Heterobilharzia americana, 1489 nucleotides long. The record is from the annotation of a GenBank genome assembly. Lineage: Eukaryota; Metazoa; Platyhelminthes; Trematoda; Strigeidida; Schistosomatidae.